Molecule: messenger RNA, 1538 nt
Organism: Ricinus communis (castor bean)
Lineage: Eukaryota; Viridiplantae; Streptophyta; Magnoliopsida; Malpighiales; Euphorbiaceae
Product: ADP-ribosylation factor GTPase-activating protein AGD12
Exons: 9
Coding region: 321-1313 (330 amino acids)
Molecular function (GO): GTPase activator activity; phospholipid binding
Source: RefSeq, a predicted model, not a curated record
UUCCAACGAACAGAUCAAUUCAUGUCUUGACCUUCCCAUCUCACAAACUUUAUCUCAUACCAAAAAAACAGUCAUAUUUAUUUUUCUUAAUAUUGCUAAAAUGGUUUAAUUUUCUUAAUAUAUAUUAAAUAAAUGGUCUGAAAUACUUUCUCUUUUAAAGGCUGCAGCUUUUGUCUCUCUCUCUCUCUCUCUCUCUCCCUCUUGAGGAAUAAGGAAGGAUUUUUGGAUUUUCAAUUCAGGUUUUCAAUUCUUUGACAACUUUUACUGACAGUUUAGUGCUUAAAGCUUUGUUGGAUGAUUUUUUUCUUAUCAAAGAAGCAAUGAACCGUGUAUCAGACCUUCAGAGGCCUGGCUCAGGUAAAAGAAGAUUAAAAGAUUUGUUGCUCAAAAGUGAUAAUCGCUUUUGUGCUGACUGUGCUGCUCCGGAUCCUAAAUGGGCGUCUGCAAAUAUUGGAGUUUUUAUAUGCUUAAAAUGUUGUGGUGUGCAUAGAAGCCUUGGUACUCAUAUUUCAAAGGUUUUAUCUGUGACAUUGGAUGAGUGGUCUGACGAUGAAAUUGAUGCGAUGAUUGAAGUUGGAGGAAACUCUACUGCUAAUGCAAUAUAUGAGGCCUUUAUACCUGAGGGAGUUUCAAAGCCACAUCCAGAUGCUUCUCACGAUGAGCGUAUGAGAUUCAUCAGGUCUAAGUAUGAGCUUCAAGAGUUUUUGAAACCUAGCUUGCGGAUUACUUCAGGAAAGUCUACUAUGUCUGUUCAAUCGAGUUUUUCUAGGAGGUUUUUGGAUAGUUUUCGAAUUGCAAGUACAUCACAGACAUCGGAGGAAGGCAUGGUCGAAUUUAUUGGAUUGCUGAAGGUCAAAGUUAAAAAUGGUACAAAUUUAGCUAUUAGAGAUAUGAUGUCAAGCGAUCCAUAUGUGGUCCUAACUCUUGGGAAACAAACAGUUCAAACGACUGUAGUACGUAGCAAUUUGAAUCCGGUUUGGAAUGAGGAACUCAUGCUGUCGGUUCCACAAAAUUUUGGACCUGUAAAGUUGCAAGUAUUUGAUCACGACACAUUUUCAGCUGACGACAUAAUGGGAGAAGCGGAGAUUGAUGUCCAGCCAUUGAUAACAUCAGCAAUGGCAUUUGGGAGACCGGAUAUGUUUGGAAAUAUGCAAAUAGGAAAAUGGCUGAAAUCAAACGACAAUGCGCUUAUGGAAGAUAGCAUCAUUAACAUUGUUGAUGGGAAGGUAAAACAAGAGAUCUCACUGAAGCUCCAAAAUGUUGAAUCUGGGGAACUACAACUAGAAAUGCAGUGGAUUCCUCUUGAGCAAUAGGUGGCAUGUUGCUGCUUCUCCUCCCCCCAAUAAGAAAGAAUCUUGUAAUAUUGUUGAAUGAGUUGAUUAUAUGGACGUACCGGGGCAACAUCUGCCUGUGUCUUCUUUCAAUUGUAUUAUUCAUUCAUUCAUUAUUAAUUUUCGGUUUAAAAACCUUCUUUCUAUAGGGAAAAAUUUGGUGUUUGAGCGAACAACUUUAAUUGCAUUGUCAUCUUUAAUUCCUCA